AUGAAACUCGAAUUAACUCUCGAACAUUUGCCCGAAGUUACUCAACCUCUGCCCGAACAUAAGACUAAUCAAUCUGGCCAAUCCCAAGAUGCUCAUGAAGACAACCUGCCGGGCAAUACUGAGCACGAGAAGUCUGCAAAUGCAGAAGAGCACCAAGAUGAGAAAGCGACAACAGAGGAUGAAAAGUUAGAGGAGGUUGGGAACGAUGACGUGGCUGAUACCACUAAAGAGGAGGAACUGAAAUGGACGGAACUACUUCUAGACGACGACUAUGAUUUCGAAACAGCCAUAGACAAAUCUCCCUCUCAGCAAGAAUGGUCACGUCAGAAGCACGAAGAGAACCAGCAAAAUGUUUACCUCGAUCGUAUCAUGUCAAUGGUCGGCCAUGAACAAGUCAAAGCCCACUUCCUGGCCGUCAAGGAAAAGGUCGAUACUGCCAGGCGCUGGAACAGGUCUAUAAAAGACUGGACUUUUGAUCUUUUAAUUCAUGGAAGAAAUGGAACUGGCAAAAACAUGAUCGCCCAAAUCUACACCGAGUUCCUGCAUAGUAUUGGGGUAGUUGAUAAGAAGAAGUUCGCUGUCGAAAAUAAAUGGUACAAAGAUAAGAUUACGCCAGAAGCCUCAAUUCUUUUCUUCUGGGACGCUGAUAGGAUUGAUCGAGAAUCCGAGGUCGAUGACCUUCUAGAAGCAAUAAAGGGCUCAAACUCUCGCACCGUACUCAUAUUGUCCUUUAGAAAGCUCGAUCCCGAUACACAGAAAGCACUGGAUACCAGUAGCGAGUCAAGACGUCGCUUCUCGAAUAUCAUCAGGCUCGAGAACUACAGAGAAAGUGUGAUUUUCGAACUGCUUACACGACUUUGCAAAAGCAAACCGGAGUUUGGUGAUCGGUCUACUACUCUGCUGAGAACGUUGAGUCAAAAGAUAGCUGGUAGGGCUUUGGCGGAGGGGCGUGCUUUCAACAAUGCACAUGCUGUUGCGGAAGGAGUUGACAAGGUCUGCGAGCGGUAUCAAAAGCGUAAAGAAGCUGCUUGGAUGGCUUGGGCCAAGACACAUUCCCCUGACGACGGAGAGACCUUUGGACCAGAGCAUUUCAAGGAUGGAAUCAGUCUUGAAGAUGAAGAUAUCGAGCACAUCAUCGACUUGGCAGAAGUCAACUACCAGCAUCAACUCCACGGUCUGAAACCGCUGGAACCUAUUGACUUUGAUCCUGAUUUCAAUAGAUCUAAAAGAGCCGAUGAGAAUCGCAAUGCUCUGUUUGAGGAUCUCGUUGGUUUUGAGCAGAUCACCGACAGGUUUCGGAAGUAUCAGAAGAUGGCUAAUGGCAUGCGUCGUUAUGGUCUUGACCCGAAACCGCAUAUCCCUUGGGCCUUUGUAUUUAAAGGGCCUCCAGGAACGGGUAAAACUUCUACGGCUCGCAAGGUUGGCAAGCUCUUUUACGACAUAGGCUUUCUCUCUUCAGAUGAAGUAGUAACCUGCUCCGUCACGAAUCUCACCGGGGAGCUCUCAAGACACACUGGACCCAGAGUAAUCAACCAGUUCGAGCUCGGCCUUGGAAAGGUUCUUUUCAUCGAUGAAGCUUACCGUCUCAUCGACGAUAGUUUUCACAAGGAGGCUAUUGGUGAACUCGUCGAUGUCAUGACCAAACCUCGAUACGCUCAUAACAUGGUUGUCAUUUUGGCAGGACACAGCGAUGAGAUGGAAGAGCUCUUGAUGUUGAAUCCAGGGCUGAGGAGUAGGUUUCCUACGGUCCUCGAAUUUCCUCAGAUGGCGCCCGAGGAGUGUCUGAAGCUGCUUGAGAAGUUGCUGUCAAAGCUCAACAUCAGUUUGUCGAUUUCUACUACCGGGGAACAUAAGGUAGCUGUGCUUGAUGUUUUGAAGCAGUUGAUCGAUAGUAAAGGAUGGGCUAGUGGCCGUGACGUCAAGGCUCUCAGUCAGGCCAUCAUGAACCUGUUUUUACGAAAGCGGUCGUCGGCCAAAGAGCAACUAGUCAGUGUAGAGUGCGACUCUAUCCUUGACAAGAAGGACCUGCUUGAGGUUAUAAGCCGUCUUCCUCCAGUUAAUGACCUGCGCAUUGUCUUUCAUUACAACAACUGCAUGUAUGCGGUGGCUGGUUUAGUUAUUGAACAGCAGUCAGGGCGGCCAUGGUACGAGUUCCUGAAGGAGAGGAUCCUUGAACCCCUUGGAAUGCAUCGAGCCGUUAGACACCGAAAGAAGCUACCACAUGGCAAUGUCGCAGAACCUCAUGUUGUCAUUGAUGGCUACUCACUGCAUAGGCAAAAGCCAGUUGACACGGCCGCUGAUGAUACUUUCAUGGAACUAGCUGGAGGUGUCUGGUCCAAUGUAUCAGAUAUGAUGAAAUGGGCCAAGCUCUCCUCAACGCCGUGCACCAGCAGCCUUCGGUCCUCAAACAGAUUUCGACCAUCGUAUCACACAAAUCCAAUAUCACCACCUCUUCCAUAG
Messenger RNA from Fusarium oxysporum Fo47, 2460 nucleotides. RefSeq names its product P-loop containing nucleoside triphosphate hydrolase protein. The transcript has 8 exons. NCBI's taxonomy places the organism in Eukaryota, Fungi, Ascomycota, Sordariomycetes, Hypocreales, Nectriaceae. Bases 1 to 2460 code for a protein of 819 amino acids. The record is from RefSeq and is a predicted model, not a curated record. Gene Ontology annotation, molecular function: ATP hydrolysis activity; ATP binding.